This is a messenger RNA of Eublepharis macularius, 2465 nucleotides long. RefSeq names its product negative regulator of reactive oxygen species (gene NRROS). The record is from RefSeq and is a predicted model, not a curated record. Lineage: Eukaryota; Metazoa; Chordata; Lepidosauria; Squamata; Eublepharidae. The transcript is spliced from 3 exons. Bases 103 to 2163 code for a protein of 686 amino acids. Gene Ontology annotation, molecular function: protein binding. Gene Ontology annotation, cellular component: extracellular matrix.
GGGGGGUUGGCAGAUAAACAGCAAGAUUGGAGGACAACUGGUGGUACAGAAUGAGCCUCCCACAGCUGAGCACAUUGCUCCAAACGGAGUUCUGCUGUUGAAAUGGCGUUAAUAGCCCACAGUAUCUUCUUAUGUGUAGUUUUCCUAGAUACAGGAUGGGGAAGCAAGCCUACUGCCGAUCACAGUGUCUGCAAAACAGAAAAGAGAAGUGCCGAUUGCAAUGGGAGGUGGCUGGACACUGUCCCAGCAGACUUGCCUGCUGGAACAGAGGAACUUCUUCUGGAUGCCAAUGCCAUUCAGACUCUAAGGAAUGCUUCUCUGGGGCAGUAUCAAUUCCUGCAGAGCCUCAGACUGUGCGAGAAUGGGUUGGAGGUCAUUGAACCUGGGGCCUUCCUUGCCAGCAGAAGGAUUAGCUUUCUCUUCAUGGCCAACAAUGCUCUCUUCAUGAACUAUUCCAUGACAGCAGCUGCUCUAUGGUCUUUGCCUGCCCUGAGGAAGCUAGACCUAUCAGGAAACCAACUCACAGAGGAUAUGAUGGCCACGUUGAUACAACAAUUAUCCUCCUUAGAAUCCUUGUCUGUGGCCAGGAAUGCCAUUAUGAGGCUGGAUGACUCUCACUUCAAAAACUUGCCCUACCUGAAGGAGCUGGAUUUGCAGCAGAACUACAUCUUUGAGAUUGAGAUUGGUGCCUUCGAAAGUUUACAAGGGCUGCAGUUUCUUAAUCUGGCCUACAACUACAUGCCUUGCAUUGUGGAAUUUGACCUGACCCAACUCCGAAUACUCAAUGCCAGCAACAACCGCAUCGAAUGGUUCCUGGCUGCAGACAAUGAUUCUGCCUUUAAACUAGAAACACUAGAUCUUUCCCACAACCGGCUCCUGUUCUUCCCACUGUUGCCCCGGCGAAAUAAACUGCAAACUCUGCUGCUUACACACAAUAAGAUAAGCUUCUAUGGCAAACUUUUCAAUGAUUCAGAGAGUACAUUGCAGCUGCAGUCACCAUAUGACAAUAUCACCAAUGUCACCACCAUUAACCUUUGGGAAGAGAUUAGCUACGGCGUCCUCUCUUUCCUGAGCAUUCUUGACAUGAGCUGGAAUAGGCUUCAGUACCUGCCUGAGAGAUUUUUUGAAGGGAUGGCUUCCCUCGGUCACCUGAAACUCAGUCACAACUGCUUAGAAACACUGCACAUUCAUGAGAGGGAAUCACUAGACUCUCUUGUUGAUUUGGAUCUCAGCUACAAUCGGCUUUCGAAUCUGCAGAUGAACUUGGGUCCUGGAAUGUCUUUACCUAACCUCAGAUGGUUUAAUCUAAGCACCAAUAGACUGCACGGCUUGCAAGCUGAAAUUUUUACGCAUACACCAAUGAUCACUACAGUUGACCUCAGUAACAACCCAAUAGAAAUGUGUGCCCUACAUGGAAGCACAACUGGUGCUGGAAGUCUCAGCUGCAUAGAUAUCAGAAAUGCUGGCUCCUUGAGGAAUCUCUACUUGGCUGGUUGUAACCUCAAAGUGCUGGGCAGCCAUGUCUUUAGGGGUACCUUCUUAGUACAGUUAGAUCUUUCUGACAAUCCAAGUGCACUACUCAGUGGCCUGCUACCUCUGCAAGAUGUGGCACCGUCCCUGCAGGUGCUGUCUCUCAGGAACACUGGCCUCUCUGCUGCAAGCAUAAAUGUGGACUUUUCUGCCUUUCAGAAGCUCAAAAUCCUGGACCUGUCUGAAAACUCUCUGGCCAGCUUCCCUGAGUCAUUAAUAGGCUUGAGACUGAGCAUGCUUGAUCUCAGGAGAAAUUGCCUCCAUACACUACCUCAACAUGCCAUGCAAAAUCCACUUGGGAAAAGUUUGCAUGUGAUCUACCUCAGCAGGAAUCCCUAUGAUUGUUGCAGCCUGGGAUGGUGGGAUGUCCUUCGCAGCUUCAGCACUGUACACAUUGCAGACAUGAGUGAAGUCACCUGCAACUACUCCUCCAGGUUAAUCAAUGCAGCAAACCUACCAGAACUGGUCCUUCUGAGUUGCAAGUGGGUCACAACAGAUAUCAUUUUGCUUUAUCUGGUGCUGGUUCUUCCCACUUGUUUCGCUCUGCUGGUUGCCUUUGCCAUCAUUUUUUUGACUUUCAGGCAACACAUUUUGCAAAUGGUGAAGAUCCGGUAUAGAUCUAGCCCAUAUUGAUAGAUCUAGACCAUACUGAUGUGGGCAGUGGGGGAGAGAAGCAAGGUACUGAGCCUCAGGAAAAGGUAUAGCCAAUACAGGAAGCUAGAGUUCCCUGGCCAUUGAUGUAAUUCUAACCACAAUGUGUGGCAGUGUUUUGAAAGAAGUUUUCUUACUAGUCUAAUUUGCUUGUGUGCUGUUGGCAGUCUUGAGCAGUGCACUGAGGGUACAGUGCAAGGUAAUAUUGUGCAAAUAGUACAAUAACUAUACAAAUAAGAAAGAAAAGAGUAGGAGCCUUACACUGAGAAUUAAUCAUGAUGAAG